CUCAAUUCAGCCCCAUCGCUCCCAACCCCCAGCCCUAAUUGAUUGAGACAUCCUCAGCCAUCGCCGCCCCCAGCCAUCGUCGCCCCUAGCCAUUGCUUCCCCCAGCCAUCGUCGCCCCCAGCCAUCGCCCCGCCGGCCGCCAGUAUCGCACUGCGCACCGCCGCCGACCAAGCCUGCACAGCGACCGCACUGCGCACCUCUAACCGCACAGCGCAAAGAGGUAAUGUUCUAUUUUUAUUUUUCUUGAAAUUAUUUUUUGUGUGAAAUCUUAAAUUUGUAUCCAUGUCUCCAUCAGCGUGGGUUUAAUCACUUAAUGAUCUUUCUAUUAUGCUACUUAGUUAAAAAUUGAAAUCGUAAUCCCAUUUGUGACUUUGUAUUAAGAUUUUGGUAUUUAUUCGGUUAUUCCAGUAAACUGGUAUUAAAAUUCCUAACUGGAAUUUAUUCCACAGUUUACUGGAAAACUGGAAUUUUAAUUCCAGUCCAGUUUACUGGAAUGAACCCAGUAAACUAGAAUUUAUUCCAGAAAUUCGAGUUUAACUGGAAAUUUCAUUCCACUUACUGGACUUAAAGUGGAAUGAACCCAGUAAACUGGAAUUUACAGUUCAACUAAACAUUCUGCUAAACAUUGUAAGCUCGAAACUGGUUCAGUGAGUCCGAUUACAAAUGGUUCAGUGAUAUUUUGCCUAUGAAACAUUCUGCUAAACAUUGUAAGCUCGAAACUGGAAGUGGGCACGGAGAAGAUGAUAGUGGCGGUAAGAGUUGCCGCAAAUCAGAGAGGGAGACUAUCUUCUGCAUUGCAGUUACCAUGGCUUCUCACCCAUAGCGCAACCUUAAACUCUCAAUCCAUACAUUCAACUCUUUCAUCGCCGGAAUCUCAUCAUUUUAAUCCAGACUAUCAAAUGCUCAUAUGCACUCUUAAAGCUUGCAAACAUUCCCACAAUUUGAGGACUACAAUUGGAACACAUGGUCGAAUGAUCAAACUUGGAUAUGAAAUGUAUCCAUCCCUUCUGUCAUUGUUGAUUGUAGUGUAUUUAUCAUGUGAGUGCCUCAGUCCUGCACGCCAACUGCUAAGUGAAAUUUCUGAAUGGGAUUUUGAUGUGGUUCCUGGAAAUUUGAUUAUUGCGGGUUUCAUGAAGAUGAGGGAAGUUGAUGUUGCAAGGAAACUAUUUUACAAAAUGCCCAUCCGAGAUGUGGUCACAUGGAACUCAAUUAUAGGAGGUUUGGUAAAAAAUGCAUUGUAUAAGGAGGCACUAAGUAUCUUCAGAAAGAUGCUGAGAUCUGACAUGGAACCGGAUGCAUACACGUUUUCAUCUCUAGUCACGGCAUGUGCGAGACUUGGAGCUAUUGAUCAUGCUAAGUGGGUUCAUAAUUUGUUGAUUGAGAGAAAAAUUGAAUUGAACUACAUUUUAUCAUCUGCAUUGAUAGAUAUGUACUCUAAAUGUGGAGAUAUUGAAACAGCUAAAGGAAUUUUUUACCGUGUUGAACGCAGUAAUGUCUGUGUUUGGAAUGCAAUGAUUAAUGGACUAGCAACUCAUGGUCUUGCUAUAGAAGCUCUUAAGAUUUUCUCAAAGAUGGAGGCAGAAAAAGUUGUGCCUGAUUCUAUAACCUUUAUUGCACUUCUAACUGCAUGCAGUCACAAUGGGUUAGUUGAAGAGGGUCGGAGAUAUUUUGAUAUAAUGAAACAGCGUUGCUUGAUUCAACCUGAACUUGAACAUUAUGGAGCAAUGGUUGAUCUGCUGGGGAGGGCUGGACUUCUUAACGAAGCUUAUGCAAUGAUCAAGGAAAUGCCAAUGCAACCUGAUGCUGUUAUAUGGAGGGCAUUUCUUAGUGCUUGUAGAAUUCACAACAACUCUGAGUUGGGUGAAGUUGCUAGCACAGAAAUAUCACAUCUUAGCAGUGGAGAUUAUGUUUUACUGUCAAACAUAUAUUGUUCCAUAAGAAAGUGGGAUAGUGCUGAGGAAUUGAGGCAUAAAAUGAAACAGAAAGGAGUUCGUAAAAGAAGUGGAAGAAGUGGGGUGGAAUUGGGUGGCGUUAUUCACCAAUUCAAGGCAGGCGAUAGAUCACACCCUGAAACAAGCAUUAUAUACAAAUCAUUGGAACUGUUGAUGAAACGAACCAAAAUGGAGGGUUUUAAUCCUGCAACUGACUUGGUGUUGAUGGAUGUAUCUGAGGAGGAAAAGGAGGAAAAUUUGAAUUUCCAUAGUGAAAAGUUGGCAGUGACCUAUGGGAUCCUAAAGUCAAGUCCUGACACUUGUAUUAAGGUUACAAAAAAUCUUCGGAUUUGUCCUGAUUGCCAUUCAUGGAUAAAGCUGGUGUCAAAGGUGUUAAAUAGAGUGAUAAUUGUAAGGGACCGGAUCCGUUUCCAUCACUUUGAAGGUGGUUUUUGUACUUGCGGAGACUAUUGGUGAAAAUGUUUGGGGAUUUUGAAGUGCAACUAGGGGUGCUCUUUGAUGUUCUAGAAGAAAACUGGUUACUGGAAGCUAAAAUGUUUGAAACUACAACCCCCGCCAUGCUCACUUGUCAUUUUACUGAAACAAGGUGAGGGCUUUGUUCUAGAACAUCAAAUCACAAGGUCUAAACUAGUCCGUGGAAGAAGAGAUGCCUAUAUGCCAGGAUUUGCAGCUUCUGAGCCGUGAUUUAUUGUUAACCGAUCUGGAUUGAGAUUGAGAUUAACCGGAAACUGGUUUGCAUGAAUGUCAUGAAGUAGGUUUGAUUGGAAGCUCAUUUGUUCAGUAAGCAGUAUUUUGGAGAAUUUUGGAGAAGAGACCAAGGUUCGAAAUUCGGUAGCGGCAGUGUGGAGAUUGUGCUCAAAGUGAGCAAAUCUCUUGUGUGCACUAACAUUUGGCCCUGUUUGCUGAGGUACUAAGUUACCUUAAUUUACAUUUUCUUAAAUGCUCUGUCGGGCCAGGAUGUGGAGUGAGGCCCUGAGUGUUGGGAAUUCAACCAACCUUUUGGGCAAGAAGGUUUGAUUGCAAGCAUUUAUCGGAACUUACUGGUAUUACCAUGCAAUUAAAAGUUUAAAAGAUCUCACUUUCUUCUUGCUAUUGUUGUCAAUAAAUGUGUAAACCGCUCGAUCUUGUACAAUGUCCAAAAUAGACCUGCAAUAAGCAAUUUUUUUAGGUUGUGUUUGAUUGGAGACUUUUCUAUGAGAUUUGAUACUCAUUA
This is a messenger RNA of Ipomoea triloba (trilobed morning glory), 3165 nucleotides long. Its product is annotated as pentatricopeptide repeat-containing protein At5g50990. Lineage: Eukaryota; Viridiplantae; Streptophyta; Magnoliopsida; Solanales; Convolvulaceae. The coding region runs from base 741 to 2408 and encodes 555 amino acids. The record is from RefSeq and is a predicted model, not a curated record. The transcript has 3 exons. Gene Ontology annotation, biological process: RNA modification. Gene Ontology annotation, molecular function: zinc ion binding; RNA binding; protein binding.